AUUUCAUGUAAUUUCAAGAAAUUCGAUCAACUGUAACUGCUGUUUAAUAAAAUGAUCGAGUGUAAAACGAAUAUUCACAUUUCGCUGGUUGUAUUACAAUUUGUGGUUUGCAUGUCAGUCUAUUUAUAUUUGUACGCAAACAUUUUUAAUAGAAUAUAUAAAUCCAUGGACUGGGAUGAUGAAGAAAACCCUCAGGCGGUUUGGAAAGAUAAGUUUGGGGCUAAUUUUUUACAUCCUCAAGUAAUCGAACAGUUUGGCAAAGAUAUAGAAAAAGGAGUUUUGGCCAAACGAUCAAAAACAGCAACUGCUUCAGCUGCAACUCAUCCAACUAGUACCAACAGAAAAUCUGAGGUUGAUGAAUGUACUCAUAAAAAAUUGACGCUGCUAGAAAAAUUUCAGUGUGAUAUAAUUGCAAACAACUCUAAAACCAUUGCUUACACUUUUUACUACAUGGAGUGAUAGUCCGGAAAAAUAUUUAGUUCAUAACUUAACGUUACAUAAUUGGGUGAUGUUGCGUCCAUUCAUAAUACCUGUGGUAUUUACAAAUGAGACUUUAGUCGCUAAAGAGUGUGCGAGAAAAGGGUUCGAGACAAUGCAUAUAAGUACUGCAGCUGCAGGGGGUAUUCCGGUUUUAAAAUAUAUGUACAGAGAUGCGAUUAAAAAAUAUAAUUCUACGUUCUACGCGUACAGUAACGGAGACAUUUUGUAUACUGAAACGCUUAUUGACACUUUACUACUGAUGAAAUAUUCCACAAUUAACUUACACAAGCCUGUUUUAAUCGUUGGACAAAGAAGUAACGUUAACAACGUCACUGAAUUUGAAGGAUCUACUUUUGGCAGUAUCACAAGAUUAGCGGAGGAACGCGGCAAACUUUUCACAUUUUGGGCAGAAGAUUAUUUUAUUACGACACGCUCAUUUCCAUGGCAGGAAAUAGCUGAAGUUGUAAUAGGACGUAGGGCAUACGAUAACUGGUUAGUGUAUUAUGCUAGAAAAUCAAAAUAUAAUGUGAUAGAUGCAACAAAAACAAUAUUGGCUGUUCAUCAGACGACAAAAGCAGGUAAUCAUGAAGGUCAUGGUAAAACAAAUAAGGAUUUUAAUCAUCACUUACUUGUGAAACUUUAUAAGCGUGUUAAAUAUAACGCAGGAAUUACAGCAUGCAUAGAAAAAUAUACAAAUUACGACAACUGUGUUAUAGCUGUUAAGUCGAGGACAGUCAGCAAAUCAUGCGCUAUUUCAUUUUAAUUUUUCAAAUCAGUCAUUAUGAGGUGAAGGAGGAAUAUUUGUAAGGCAAAAUGUUCCUUUUUGUUCUGUAUCUAUACUUCCCAUUACUUGACACAUACUUAGAAUAGAACAUUUACAGACAGUGAAUCAUUCAGAUUAUUAGAGAAGAAGUUAUGUUAGUGUUUGCAGAGAAAUAUUUGGUUAUUGUUAAAAUCUUUAUUCAAUCGUUUCCUUUGUAAACAAAUUAAUAGAAAGAGUUUUUACCACACACACAUAGGUUAUAAUGUUACGUAUCUUACGAUUUCCUCCCUUCAAAGACAUAAUUUAUAAAAGGUUUUUUUUACAAUGGACCAAGAGUAUUAUUAACCUUAGCAUUCACUUUUUUACUCAAUUCUCUCUAGAUCUGAAUUAUUACACUGAAUAUUGUGCAUUUGAAUAAGAUUAAGACU
Molecule: messenger RNA, 1671 nt
Organism: Ruditapes philippinarum (Manila clam)
Lineage: Eukaryota; Metazoa; Mollusca; Bivalvia; Venerida; Veneridae
Exons: 2
Coding region: 509-1243 (244 amino acids)
Source: RefSeq, a predicted model, not a curated record